AUGCCCACCGUUUAUAAAAAAAAAAGUAAUUCUAGUCGGGGUUCUUGGUCGGAACAUUCUUUAAAGACCGCAAUUAAUGACAUUAAAGCAAAGUUGAUGUCAAUUAACUUUGCAGCAAAGAUUUAUAACGUUCCAGCCACAACUCUAAGGCGACAUUUGAAAAAUGCUUCUGCGAAUAAGCAAUUGGGUGCUUCCGCGUGUUUGGGAGCAGAAAUUGAGACAAAAAUAUGCAAUCAUAUAAAGAAGCUGCAGGCUCACGGAUUCGCUCCAACGCGAGAAUCAGUUUGCAAGAUGGCAUAUAGUAUUGCGGAACAAUACAAUAUCCCGCAUAGAUUCUCAAAAGACCUGAAGAAAGCAGGUAGGGGUUGGUUGGAGCUCUUUUUAAACCGACAUCCAGAUUUAGCGAUACGAAAGGCUGAAGGAGUUUCCCAAGCACGGGUUCUUGGUAUGAAUCGGCAGGAAGUGGCAACCUACUUUGACCUUCUUGAAAAAAUUCUCAUCGAAAACAACCUAAUGGGCAAGGCUCGAAAUAUUUUUAAUAUGGACGAGACCGGGUGCCAGCUGAAUAAUAAACCAGAACUAGUUGUGGCCGAAAAGGGGUCAAAAAAUGUUGCAGCAAUAACAUCAGCUGAAAAAGGGGAGACAAUUACAGUGAUUGCAUGCUGUAAUGCGGAGGGAAAUUUCCUACCACCAGUUUGUGUGUUUAAGGGCAAAAACAAAAAGCCAGAAUUCGAGGAUGGUAUGCCACCAGGCUCAGUUGUAUACAUGGGAGAGAAGUCAGCAUACGUGACAAGUGAAUUAUUUUUUCUUUGGCUAAAAGAGCAUUUUGUGCCCAGAAAACCAAUGGGUAAAGUGCUUCUCAUUUUAGAUGGACACUCAUCUCACUGCAGCAACAGUGAAAUGUUGGAGUAUGCUGCUGUAAAUGAUAUUGUGCUCUUGUGUCUUCCUCCGCACUCAACACAAUUCCUUCAGCCGUUGGAUCGAGCUUUUUUUCGUUCUUUGAAGGCACACUACAACACAGCAUGUAACACCUUUUUAAAAAACAAUCCUUCUCGAAAAAUAACCAGGCUUCAGUUCGGAAAACUGCUCUACGAAGCAUGGAGUUCCUCUGCUACUACAAGUAAUGGAAUUUCUGCUUUUACAGCUACCGGGAUUUGUCCGUUUAAUCCUAGUGCUAUUCCUGACUAUGCAUUUAUUCAUGUAAAUGAAGAAGUUAGCUUAAUUGAACAGCCAAUCAUCCGUGAAUCAACUCCAGAGCAGUCCUCAAGCCCACAACCACAACAAAAUCCUCAACAGCAACAAAAUAUCCAGCAGGAACAGGCUAGCAUUGAAGACCAAAGCGGUAUAACUCCAAGCAAGGCGCUUGCUAUUAUAUCACCAAUUCCAUCAACGUCAAGGUCAACACGAGUCAAUACAAGAAAGCAAAAAGCUCGAGUCCUUAACACAGAAGAGAACAUCAAAACUCAAAAAAUGAAGAAAAAAAAGAUGCAAGAAUUGAAAGAGAAAAAACAGAGAGCAAGGCAACGAAAAGAUUCGACGUCAUCUGAGGGUACGAUAUCAUUGCAUGAAUUUUCUGAUGGACCUGAAGACUUCGGCGAGAAUACCUGCGUGGGCUGUGGUGAAGACUAUAGUUCCACCCGAAAAAAAGACGACUGGUUGCAGUGUAUUAUGUGCCAUAGAUGGGUACAUGAUUCCUGCACAUCAUUCAACCACAUGUGCAAUGAAUGUGGUAAUAAGAACAUGAAAUAAGCUCAUGCACCAUCUCACCCACCAGGGUAUGCCAUCUCACCCACCCUAUAGGGGGAGAUGGUUUUUUUUAAACUUUUUUCUUUUGUUAAA
Episyrphus balteatus (marmalade hoverfly) is the source of this 1839-nucleotide messenger RNA. RefSeq lists its product as uncharacterized. Gene Ontology annotation, molecular function: DNA binding. NCBI's taxonomy places the organism in Eukaryota, Metazoa, Arthropoda, Insecta, Diptera, Syrphidae. The coding region runs from base 1 to 1749 and encodes 582 amino acids. Gene Ontology annotation, cellular component: nucleus. The transcript is spliced from 3 exons. The record is from RefSeq and is a predicted model, not a curated record.